AUGGGGGAACAGAAGAUAACUAGCAUUGAUUCGGUCACUGAGCCAUUUACUUCGUCAAGAGUUAGAUGGGAAAUGAAAUUUAAAGCAAACGAAAUGAACGGUGUAAAGAAAAGUCCCGAGUCGGAUAAUUCAGAGGAUUCGGAGAUGGAAGAAGACAUGUUCGAUGGUUCUCUGCUUGCCGAUUCACCCACUCCAUCUGAAGAAUGCGGCAGUACUGAGAAGUCGUCGCAACACUCAGCUGCAUGUACCUCACUGACUGCGACGAAGGUGCCCGCGAAACCGCUGUUGCCGCAUCCUAUUGAAGCUGCCUCCUCUACAACAAUGUUUGGAGUUGCAAGCGCCUUCGAUCCGUUACAAUUUGAUCCGUUACGAUUGCUUAUGAACCGAUCUCUAAAUGCAGCGGUACUGAACCCAAUUCUUGCCCAACCCGCAGCCAUGUUAAGUCUGCAGCAGCAACUAUCCAAGCACAUCUCUUCCACGUUGGUACAACCAAACCUUAAGCCGAACCCAGGUUGUGUCGUCAGACAGCAUGAAGCAGGAAGGACUGAAACGUUGAGCUGCGCUAAAAUAUCACUUGACAGAAAACGGACUGUAGAUUGUAGAAGCAAUUCAUCGUCCGUUUCAACAACACCCAAACGUUCCAAGCUGCUUAUCGAUGAAAUUCUGAAUCUGAAAACUAACGAAACAUGUUCAGCGAAUGCAGUUGAAACUGCACUUGAUAGCUCUUCACAGCAAGAAACCUUCUCUUCACCUCCUGCAAGUAGGGAGCAGUCAGUGGAGCGAAAUUUAACAAAGGAAAAUGAUAAGUCGUCAAUAAGUGAUAAUUGUGUAAUAAUUGAUACUGAUACGGUAUUUGUAGUUCCUAAUGAUAGUAGUAAUAGUGAUAGAAGCAGUGAAGCACGCUGA
Messenger RNA from Acanthocheilonema viteae, 906 nucleotides. NCBI's taxonomy places the organism in Eukaryota, Metazoa, Nematoda, Chromadorea, Rhabditida, Onchocercidae. The record is from the annotation of a GenBank genome assembly.